UAUAUUAGCAGGAUUAGUACUUGCUAAUGUGUUUAACCUUGAACUAAGUAAAUUAACUAUUAUUAUCACAAUGAUUCACAUGAUAGUCAUAGCAAUUCCCUUGCUGAUAAUUAGUUAUAGUUCAGUUAGAAAAAUGGUCAUUGCAGUAUUAGCGAGAACUUUAUUUUCAACUCUUCCGAUAGUUUAUGCAUUUAUUAACAUAAAGGACAAUCUAACUUCAAAAAUUAUUAUGAUUGUCACAUAUUUUGUUGAAAAUGUGAUAGGACAAAGAGAAAGAGAAAAAGAAAAAGAAAAAGAGAGAAAGAAAAAGAGAGAGAAAAAGAGAGAAAAAAAAAGAGAAAAAAAGAGAGAGAAGAUAAACAAAGCAAGUGUUAAAUAUAUUUUAUAUCAUCAUACAACUGAACCUACUCAAGAUGAUUAUUUAGACAGUGGUGAUGGUAAAUUGAGCAAAUUAGAAGAAUGA
Cetraspora pellucida is the source of this 463-nucleotide messenger RNA. The record is from the annotation of a GenBank genome assembly. NCBI's taxonomy places the organism in Eukaryota, Fungi, Glomeromycota, Glomeromycetes, Diversisporales, Gigasporaceae.